Aspergillus puulaauensis is the source of this 1518-nucleotide messenger RNA. It is a transcript of the gene SIZ1, whose product is annotated as SUMO ligase siz1. The transcript has 7 exons. The record is from RefSeq and is a predicted model, not a curated record. Gene Ontology annotation, biological process: protein sumoylation. Gene Ontology annotation, molecular function: zinc ion binding; SUMO ligase activity. Lineage: Eukaryota; Fungi; Ascomycota; Eurotiomycetes; Eurotiales; Aspergillaceae. Bases 1 to 1518 code for a protein of 505 amino acids.
AUGGCAUCCGGCAAGGCCUCUGAGCUCCAGAGUGUGAUCGCUUUGAUCAAGACCCUAACAAAUGCGCAAUUAAAAGAUAUAUUGAGAGUUGAGGGGUUAGCGGUAUCGGGUGUCAAAGCCUCACUUCAAAUGCGAAUCAUCAACUAUCUUGAGCAACUCUCCCAAUCAGGCCAUCUGGAAAGCUAUGAUAGCCUCAGAAAGUUCAUAUAUGCUACUGCACACCGUUCAUUACCUCAAUCUCCGUCGGUACCACCACCAGUGGCAGGGCACCACUAUCAACAAUCUCCAACCAACCAAGUACUACAUUCGCAUCACAGGCCAUCACCUAUAGGCAUGCCUAUGUCCUCGCAAGGGUCUGCAUCCGGGCCCCUAAACUUCAAGGACAGUCCAUUUUAUAGGGUAAUUAAGCAACUCACACCGACUGUAGAAUGCAAAGCACGUGAACACACCAGGGACAGCGUAGAGCUCAAGAUUCUUCUCGACACAGAUAUAGCUUCCAGAUUACUAGCAGAUUCUAAGCUACGAGUUAUGGUGUUUUGUGCUGCAGACACUGGUCUCAACCAGUUUACGAAAUCGGAUAUCACGUUCCCUCAUCAAGUUGAACUUAAAGCGAAUCUCGAUGAGGUGAAAGCUAAUCUUAGGGGUCUUAAGAAUAAACCGGGUACAACAAGACCGGCGGAUAUAACAAAUUAUAUUCGAAAAAAGGCGGGAUAUACAAAUCAUGUUGUGAUGACUUAUGCUUUGACUCACAAGAGGUUUUUUAUUCUUGCCAACCUGGUUGAGUGCACACCAAUUGAAGAGCUUGUGAGUAAGCUGAAGCGAAGGAAGACAAUCACAAAGGAGCAAGUGCUCCAAGAAAUGAAAAGUAAGGCCGAAGAUGCGGAUAUUGUUGCAACGUCGACUGUUAUGUCAUUGAAAUGUCCCCUCUCUACUCAGAGAAUAGAGGUGCCUUGCCGCUCUGUGUUAUGCACGCAUAACCAGUGUUUUGACGCAUCCUCAUUUCUCCAACUACAAGAACAAGCGCCAACAUGGACGUGUCCGGUUUGCGCAAAGGCAACGAGCUACGAGUCCCUAAACGUUGACCAAUACGUUGACGAUAUACUCCACUCAACACCGCUGGACGUUGAGCAGGUCAUUAUAGAACCAGAUGGCCAAUGGUCAAAUCCUGGGGAAGAAGAGGGUACGGCAGGACCUGGCAGCGUUACGCCUGCGACGGAUGAUGACGACUUAAUCGAGAUAAGAGAGCCUGGGGUCACACCAGUAAAGCAGGAACUCCCCCCUGUCUUGGGCCUAUUACAACAGACACCCUCCCAACCCCGAGAACAGUCCUCCACAUGGUCGACUAAUAAACGACCAGCUCCCGUAAUCGAUCUUACGGGGAGCGACGACGAUGGUUACGAUUCCCCAGUAAGGCCAUCUAAGAGACAAGCCGUCAAUAUGCCUCGGCCGUUACCUCGACAGGAUUCUCGAAAUUCAUAUAGGAGCCCCUAUUCUCUCCCGACGUUUGCGUCGGACUGA